AUGGAUAUUGACAAUGUGUCGGGAGUUCCCCAGUACAUAGAAAUAUUGGAUAGACAGCAGAAGGCACUUAAAGCCGCCAUGGCACGUCAAGGACAGCGACCCACAGACUUAAAAUCUCGGCAAGAACUCAUUACUCAAUUUAUGGUGUCGAUUCUAGCACAGAGCAUGAUGCAACUUGGACCGCAAAUGACUAGUCAUUUUCAUACCUCCUUCGUUCCCAUUCCAUAUAAGCCAUGUGUUACACCUCUUGACGAGUUGAAGCCAACACGCAUCAGGAACCUGGGAUUGGAGACUCAUCACCGUGGCAGCUACCUUCUUGUUCGUGCGUUAACUCCUCCAAGGAGAAUGACUGCGAUCAUGGCUAUUGUAGAGGACGAAAACGGAGAUGCCAUACCGCUGCAGCUCUAUCAACAACCGGAUGAAAAGUUUCGCCCUGCCACAAGUGUCAUCAUGAAGAAUGAUGUAUAUUUGGUCAAGGAGCCUUAUUUCAAGGCUACAAGUGAUGGUAGUUAUGGUCUUCGGGUCGACCAUGUGAGCGAUAUCAUCCGCCUUGAUGAACACCACGAUUUGUUGCCGGAAAAGUGGAAGCCAACAGUUUUGGACAUUGCCGCUCUUAAAUGUCACCCCACCGCUGAAACUGCAAAGAUAAUCAGUCUAAAUCGUGCACUGGCAUAUCUCAAAGAUGGAAGCUUUGAUGCCGCACUAGCUGACACAGAAUGCAUGAUCUCUCCCACCGAUGCAUCAGAAAAAGCACUAUAUCGAGGCGGUCAAGCUCUAUAUGGACUCGGAAGAUUUUCCGAAUGCCACGAUAUCUUCGAGCAUUUCUGCAAAAAGUUUCCCAAUAGCUCUGUCGCUACUGCGGAACUUAAGCGGGUUCGCUGUCGUUUAGCAGAGCAGCAAAGUGGCAUAUACGACUUUGAGUCAAUCUACAAGGAGAUCUCAACGACUAAACCACCACAUUUAGAUCAUGCAACAUUUCUAGGACCAGUAGUCGUGAAACCUUCCCCUGAUCGCGGGUUAGGAUUGUUUACCACCAAAGCUGUUAAGGCGGGAGAACUUCUUUUGUGUGAGAAGGCAUUCGCCCAUUGCUAUGCUGGAACUUCAGAGGGCUCGGAGACUUUUUCGAAAACUACUCUUCUGAUGAAUGUACAUACGAAUAAAAUGACAGUUGGUACCCAAGCCGAUCUCAUCACGACUAUUGUACAGAAACUCUGGAAAAAUCCAUCCCUUAUACCGGAGUUUAACGCCCUUCAUCGUGGAUCUUAUAAGCUUGCCGAAAAAACUGAAGUUGAUGGGAAACCAGUCAUUGACACCUUUCUGAUCGAACAAAUCAUAGCUCUCAAUGUCUUCGGAUGUCCACUCUCAUCCUACGAGGACCACUCCACAGCCUCCAAAGAGAACGAUAAACACCAUUCAUGCGGCAUAUGGCUCAUAGCUUCAAAAAUCAACCACUCAUGUCUUAGCAACGCUCGUCGUAGCUUCAUGGGCGAUCUACAACUCGUCCGCGCUACACGCGAUAUACCCGCGAACACGGAAAUAACCUUCUGGUAUACGAUGCCUACAGGGGACAGCGAAGAAAUGAAGAAGGAAUUGAAAACCUGGGGAUUUCAAUGCAAAUGUCCUAUCUGUGUGGAUUCGGAAACAACACCUAUAAAUCAUGCUAGAAUGAGAAAAAGGUUACUGCGAGAUUUGAAACUGCUUUUGAAUGCAAGUGCGAGUGAGGUUGAUACAGCUAAAGCAGAGCGUUUAUUAAAUUCCCUCGAGAAAACAUACACACAUCCCGUCACAUCCAUCCCACGAUUAGCAUUACGAGAACCGUAUUUCACACUCGGUGGUAUUUACUCCAAGCAGGGAAAGACAGAGAAAGCCGUAUCAGCCACAUUAAAGGCUUUAAUUUCCAUUGGCUUCGUGAUUAAGAAUGCACAUUUACCUGCACUACCAGGCGAAACUUUUGAGGUGGGGAAAUGGGGUUUGCCUAUGCCGGGCGUAGUGGAGGCGUGGGGGUUUCUCUAUAGUGCUUAUGCGGUUCUUGCGCCGAGGUGUUUGGGGAUGGUUAGGGAGGCGGCGAGGUUGGCUUAUCGUGUUUGGGUUGGGGAGGAUAUGUCGUUUGGGAGGGUGUAUGGGGUUUAA
Messenger RNA from Sclerotinia sclerotiorum 1980 UF-70, 2130 nucleotides. RefSeq lists its product as hypothetical. Gene Ontology annotation, molecular function: protein binding. The record is from RefSeq and is a predicted model, not a curated record. The transcript has 3 exons. Lineage: Eukaryota; Fungi; Ascomycota; Leotiomycetes; Helotiales; Sclerotiniaceae. Bases 1 to 2130 code for a protein of 709 amino acids.